Messenger RNA from Poecilia reticulata (guppy), 7337 nucleotides. NCBI's taxonomy places the organism in Eukaryota, Metazoa, Chordata, Actinopteri, Cyprinodontiformes, Poeciliidae. The record is from RefSeq and is a predicted model, not a curated record.
CCUUGCAGGUUCAGCAGAUGCUUCAUCUUCACCUGCCCUCUGUCUUUCGGUGAUUUUCAGUCUGAAGACUUGAGCUCAUCUUUCAUCUGAGCUGAACCCACAGUACUCCAGCCAUGGGGGAUGCAGAGAUGUCUACGUAUGGUACGGCGGCGCCGUACCUGAGGAAGUCGGAGAAGGAGCGAAUGGAGGCCUCCACGCGUCUGUUCGACAUCAAGAAGGAAUGCUUCGUCCCAGAUUCGGUGGAGGAGUUCGUGAAGGCAACCGUCGUCAGCCGGGAGGGUGAUAAGGUCACCGUGGAGACGCAGAAUGGGAAGACUGUUACUGUCAAAGAGGUAGACAUUCUGCAACAGAACCCUCCCAAGUUUGACAAGAUCGAGGACAUGGCCAUGCUGACCUUCCUCCAUGAGCCAGCCGUGCUGUUUAACCUCAAAGAGCGUUACGCAGCGUGGAUGAUCUACACCUAYUCUGGGCUGUUCUGUGUGACUGUCAACCCCUACAAGUGGCUGCCAGUCUACAACCAAGAGGUGGUCAUUGCCUACAGAGGAAAGAAGAGGAGUGAAGCUCCUCCUCACAUCUUCUCCAUCUCUGACAAUGCCUACCAGUACAUGCUGGCAGACCGCGAAAACCAGUCAAUUCUGAUCACUGGAGAAUCUGGUGCAGGAAAGACUGUGAACACCAAGAGAGUCAUCCAGUACUUUGCAAGUAUUGCAGCUGGAGGUAUUAAGAAAGACCCCAAUGCAAAAGACAAGGGUACCCUGGAGGAUCAAAUCAUUCAGGCUAACCCUGCUCUGGAGGCUUUUGGCAAUGCCAAGACCAUCAGGAAUGACAACUCCUCCAGAUUUGGUAAAUUCAUCCGAAUUCACUUCGAUACCAGAGGAAAAUUAGCUUCAGCUGAUAUCGAGACAUACCUGCUGGAGAAAUCUCGUGUGACCUUCCAACUCAAGGCUGAGCGAGAUUAUCAUAUUUUCUACCAGAUUCUUUCCAACAAGAAACCUGAAAUCCUGGAGAUGCUGCUGAUCACAAACAACCCGUACGACUAUGCAUUUAUCUCUCAGGGGGAAACUCAAGUGGCCUCCAUAGAUGACGCAGAGGAACUGAUGGCAACUGAUAGUGCCUUUGAUGUGUUGGGCUUUACUCAAGAAGAAAAAAACUCCGUGUACAAGCUCAUUGGUGCCAUCAUGCACUAUGGCAACAUGAAGUUUAAACAAAGGCCUCGCGAGGAGCAAGCAGAGGCCGAUGGCACUGAGGAUGCUGACAAAUCAGCGUAUCUGAUGGGCCUGAACUCUGCUGACCUCAUCAAAGGUCUCUGUCACCCAAGAGUCAAAGUGGGGAAUGAGUGGGUCACCAAGGGACAAAAUGUUGCCCAGGUGUACUAUGCUGUUGGAGCUUUGUCCAAAGCAGUUUAUGAGAAGAUGUUUCUGUGGAUGGUGGUGAGAAUCAACCAGUCACUGGAGACAAAGCAGCCUCGUCAGUACUUUAUUGGAGUGCUGGACAUUGCUGGGUUUGAGAUCUUUGAUUUCAACACCUUCGAGCAGCUGUGCAUCAACUUCACCAAUGAAAAACUGCAACAGUUUUUCAACCACCACAUGUUUGUGCUGGAGCAGGAAGAGUAUAAGAAAGAGGGAAUUGAAUGGACUUUCAUUGACUUUGGUAUGGAUCUGCAGGCCUGUAUUGACCUGAUUGAAAAGCCCAUGGGCAUCAUGUCCAUCCUCGAAGAGGAGUGCAUGUUUCCCAAAGCCUCUGAUGCUACAUUUAAAGCUAAGCUUUAUGACAAUCAUCUGGGGAAAUCAAACAACUUCCAGAARCCYAGRRUUGUYAAAGGSAAACCAGAGGCCCAUUUUGCCCUGGUCCACUAUGCUGGAACUGUUGAUUAUAAUAUCAACAACUGGCUGGUGAAGAACAAGGAUCCUCUGAAUGAGACUGUUGUUGGGYUGUACCAGAAGUCUACACUCAAGCUGCUUGGUAUUCUGUUUGCAAAYUAUGCAGGAGCUGAUUCAGCAAUGUCUGAAGGCAGUGAGGGUAAAAAAGAAAAGAAGAAGAAAGGAUCAUCCUUUCAGACUGUGUCCGCUCUCCAUAGGGAGAACCUGAAUAAGUUGAUGACCAACCUGAGGUCUACCCACCCUCACUUUGUACGCUGCAUCAUCCCCAACGAGACCAAGACUCCUGGGGCCAUGGAGAACCCUCUGGUGAUGCACCAGCUGCGCUGUAACGGUGUGCUGGAAGGCAUCAGGAUCUGCAGGAAAGGCUUCCCYAACAGGAUCCUCUAUGGAGACUUCAAGCAGAGAUAUCGUAUCUUGAAUCCUGCUGCCAUCCCUGAGGGACAGUUCAUUGACAGCAGGAAGGGAGCCGAAAAACUUCUCGGAUCUCUUGAUAUUGACCAUAACCAGUACAAGUUUGGGUACACAAAGGUGUUCUUCAAGGCUGGACUGCUGGGUCUACUCGAGGAGAUGAGAGAUGAGCGUCUUUCCAAAAUCAUCACUGCAAUUCAAGCCAGGUCUCGUGGUCUUUUGUCUCGCAUAGAGUACCAGAAGAUGGUGGAGCGCAGAGAUGCCCUAAUGGUAAUCCAGUGGAACAUCCGCGCCUUCAUGGGGGUCAAGAAUUGGCCCUGGAUGAAGUUGUUCUUCAAGAUCAAACCUCUCCUGAAAUCUGCUGAAGCAGAAAAGGAGAUGGCCAACAUGAAGGAAGAAUUCCUGAAACUGAAAGAGGCCUAUGCAAAAUCUGAAGCUCGCAGAAAAGAGCUGGAAGAAAAAAUGGUCUCCCUUCUCCAAGAGAAGAAUGACCUACAGCUCCAAGUCCAAACUGAACAAGAUAAUCUCUGCGAUGCAGAGGAGCGAUGUGAGGGACUGAUCAAAAACAAAAUCCAACUGGAAGGAAAAAUCAAAGAGCUGACAGAAAGACUUGAGGAUGAGGAGGAGAUCAAUGCUGAACUGACUGCAAAGAAGAGAAAGCURGAAGAUGAAUGCUCUGAGUUAAAGAAGGACAUUGACGACUUAGAGCUAACUCUGGCAAAGGUGGAGAAAGAGAAACACGCUACAGAGAACAAGGUCAARAACCUGACAGAGGAGAUGGCUGCUUUGGAUGAAAUCAUCGCCAAGCUCACAAAGGAGAAAAAAGCUUUACAGGAAGCUCACCAACAAACCCUGGAUGACCUGCAGAGUGAGGAAGACAAAGUCAACACUCUGACCAAGGCCAAGACGAAGCUGGAGCAGCAAGUGGACGAUCUUGAAGGAUCCCUUGAGCAAGAGAAGAAGAUUAGGAUGGAUCUUGAAAGGGCGAAGAGGAAGCUGGAGGGUGACUUAAAGUUGAGCCAGGAGUCCAUAAUGGAUCUCGAAAAUGAUAAGCAACAGCUGGAGGAGCGCCUGAAAAAGAAAGACUUUGAAAUCAGUCAACUGAACAGCAAACUGGAAGAUGAGCUGGCUAUAAUUAGCCAACUUCAGAAGAAGUUAAAAGAGCUGCAGGCCCGCGUGGAGGAACUAGAGGAAGAGCUUGAAGCAGAACGAGCUGCUCGAGCCAAGGUGGAGAAGCAGAGAGCAGACUUGGCUAGAGAGUUAGAGGAGAUCAGUGAGAGACUGGAGGAGGCUGGAGGAGCCACAGCCGCCCAGAUUGAGAUGAACAAGAAGAGGGAGGCCGAGUUCCAGAAACUCCGCAGAGACCUCGAAGAGGCCACCCUGCACCACGAAGCCACCACUGCCACACUCAGGAAGAAACAAGCCGACACUGUUGCUGACCUGGGAGAGCAGAUCGACAACCUGCAGAGAGUCAAGCAGAAGCUGGAGAAGGAGAAGAGCGAGCUCAAACUGGAGCUGGAUGAUGUUGUGUCCAGUAUGGAGCAGAUUGUUAAGUCCAAGACUAUCCUGGAGAAAACUUGCAGAACUUUAGAGGAUCAAACAAAUGAAUACAGAACAAAAUGUGAUGAAUACCAAAGAUCUCUCAAUGACUUCACCACCCAGAAAGCCAAACUUCAAGCUGAGAAUGAUGAGCUUUCAAGACAAAUGGAGGAGAAAGAAUCACUUAUUUCUCAGCUCACCAGAGGAAAAAAUUCCUACAAUCAACAGCUUGAAGACCUAAAACGACAACUAGAAGAAGAGAUAAAGGCCAAGAAUGCAUUAGCCCAUGCGGUGCAGUCUGCUCGCCAUGACUGUGACCUCCUCAGGGAGCAGUAYGAGGAGGAGCAGGAGGCCAAGGCUGAACUGCAGCGCAGCAUGUCCAAGGCCAACACUGAGGUGGCUCAGUGGAGAACCAAGUACGAAACUGAUGCCAUCCAGAGAACCGAGGAACUGGAGGAAGCCAAGAAGAAGCUGGCUCAGCGUCUGCAGGAGGCUGAGGAGGCUGUUGAAGCAGURAAUGCCAAAUGCUCCUCUCUGGAGAAGACCAAACACAGGCUGCAGAAUGAGAUCGAAGAUCUCAUGGUGGAUGUGGAGAGGUCUAAUGCUGCUGCUGCUGCUCUGGACAAGAAGCAAAGGAACUUUGACAAAGUCUUGUCAGAGUGGAAACAGAAGUAUGAAGAGUCUCAGUGUGAGCUGGAGAGUUCUCAGAAAGAAGCCAGAUCUCUGAGCACCGAACUCUUCAAACUUAAAAACUCCUACGAAGAGUCUCUUGAACAUCUGGAGACCAUGAAAAGGGAGAACAAGAACCUUCAAGAGGAAAUUUCUGACCUCACUGAGCAACUUGGUGAAGGUGGGAAAACCGUUCAUGAGUUGGAAAAAGCUCGAAAGCAGCUGGAGCAGGAAAAAGGGGAGAUUCAGUCUGCCCUAGAAGAAGCAGAGGGUUCCCUUGAACAUGAGGAAGGCAAGAUACUGAGAGUUCAGCUUGAGUUUAACCAGAUUAAGUGUGAUAUGGAGCGCAAACUGGCUGAGAAAGAUGAGGAGAUGGAGCAGUGCAAGAGGAACCUGCAGAGGACAAUCGACACCCUGCAGAGUUCUCUUGAGGCCGAGUGCCGCAGCAGGAAUGAAGCCCUUCGUCUGAAAAAGAAGAUGGAGGGAGACCUCAACGAGAUGGAGAUCCAGCUUAGCCAAGCCAACAGGCAGGCGGCUGAGUCCCAGAAACAACUCAAGUCUGUUCAUGCACAUCUGAAGGAUUGCCAAAUUCAGCUGGAUGAGUCGGUUCGGGCUGCUCACCUGGAGCGCAUGAAGAAGAACAUGGAGCAGACCAUCAAAGAUCUGCAGCACCGUCUGGAUGAAGCUGAACAGAUCGCCAUGAAGGGAGGCAAGAAGCAGGUCCRGAAGCUCGAGGCCAGGGUGCGGGAACUAGAAAACGAAGUAGAAAUGGAGCAGAAGAAAAGCAGCGAAGCUGUGAAAGGAGUCCGUAAAUAUGAGCGCCGCAUCAAGGAGCUGACUUAUCAGACCGAGGAAGAUCGAAAAAAUAUCGCCCGACUGCAAGACUUGGUGGACAAACUGCAGCUGAAAGUCAAAGCCUACAAAAGAUCUGCUGAGGAGGCUGAGGAACAGGCUAAUGUUCAUCUUUCCAAGUUCCGAAAGCUGCAGCAUGAGCUGGACGAGGCUGAAGAGAGAGCCGACAUCGCCGAGUCUCAAGUCAACAAGAUGCGAGUCAAGAGCCGCGACACUGGCCCCAAGAAAGGGUUUGAUGAGGAGUGAAGCGUUGGAGUCUGCUGAAAUCUUUCYGCCUGCUGUGUGCUGUAGAUCCCCUUCACUGUCACUAUUCACAACCCGUAGUCCUAAUAAAACCACAUUAAGAAGUGCAGUCCACACAUUCUUAUCUUUGUUAUGUCUUCUUUAAUCUUAUCCUGAACAAUGUGUUGAAGGGAAAUUUGAAAAUACAAAUUUGCUCCCAGUUUGAAGCCCCUUAACACAGAAUAGGAAACUCUUACACAAUUAUGAGUUAGAAGAGAGUAGAAAUAGAAAUAGCCUUUGUUGUCCAUURCCUAGAAAUUCCUCUGAUUCAGUUUUUAUUUAUUUGAUUCAGCUAAAAUAAUAUAAACAUAAUAAAUACCAACCCAGUCAAAGAUCGACGUCAGCUCAAUUUUAUUUGAUAUUAAUAAACAAAUUGAUUGAAUUAAACAUUGUUAYGGCCAGAAUGCUGCAUUUAUGUUGGGCUUUUGUUUGUUUCCAUGAAUUGUUGAUUUUCUUGAUUUCACACAUAAUCUAAAUGAUAAAUACCAUCUCAAAUAUAUGAGGUGCAUAUAUAGCUAAGAGACAAAGCAAAUGUCCUGCUCUAAAAUUAGAGUCAACCAAAGCCUAAAAGCUUGAGUAGAGGUCAACAAUAAACCAGCGCUCAUGCGUAGAUCCGCCAUAAUUCCACACAUGAUCACUUGCAGCUGGUCACUGGAUCACAGCUAAAAUCUGCAUGCUCCUACGGAGAACUGGACAGGAGUUCUUGGAUUCAGUACAAAAAAAUCUAUUUCCAGGUACCAGAAAUCAAUCAGCAGGAACMGCAAAGUACUCAGAAACGAAACAAUACAUUAAACCUUAUCAACCUUAACCUUAGGACACUAAGGUUAAAAUAAURAAUUCAUUUGGUUAUUUUAACAACCAAAUGCACAACUUCUCUCCAUUUAUUUUGAGCUCAAAAUGGAUGCAUAUAUAGAGGCAUAUAGAAACAAAGACGAUGACACUUAUCUGAUUUAAAAGUUCAUUCUGCCUGAUUGUCCAGAGGUUUUCUGGUCAUUAGUCAUGUCUGACUCUCUGAUGCUUCAGUGGGAAAUUUUGCAAUGAUAUAAAGUGGGAGGAGGUGAGAGAGGAGACCCCAGUCUCCUAUAGGGUGAACCUCUGGAAGCCCUGUGUCUUCUCCUAUUACAAGUCCUCUCCUAAACUCCUCUGGCUGACAAGCAGGUAUCUGCCCGCUAAUGAAGACRUAUUUACACCUCUGCUCAUAGUGGUGAACCACAAACAGCACAGUGUGUGUGUGCGUGUGCAUGUGCGUGUGUGUCUGUGUGGAGGGCUUAUCGGUAAGAUUAACAGGAUAUCAGAACUCACACUGAUAAAGGAGGAACCCAAGAAGGAACAGUUUGGUGUCUCAGCAGCUAAACCACAUUUUGGGUUGAACUGAAAGCUUUAUAUUUCUCUGAACCAGAAACUUACAAGUAGAAGACUUGAGAUUUUUAUAAUUAACCUUUUUUUAUUGUCGGCACUACRUUAAUGAUAUAGAGUGUCUAAGUGGCAGAACUCUUUGCCAUUUUACAAAUAAGAGAAAUCCUAAAUAAACAAAUAUCUUUUAUAACGUACCUAGUUGUAAGUUAAACUGGAACCAAGGUUGAUGUGGAAUCUGUUUACAGACACAUUCAAGCUGCUCCUCACACCCAGCCUGUAAUGUUUUUAUUUAAUUAGACACAAGUGAUGACAGUGUACAUUUGUCGUGAAAUAAAAAAAGCAUUUAAAUCA